AUGUUAAGUAGAGUUUUAAGGAGAGGAUUUUGUUAAAUGAAAGCUUAACAAAGUUCUCAUGAAGAUUUAAAAUAAGCUAUGAUUAAAGCUUCUUUACUUCAUGUUAAUAAAUUUGGUUGGAAUUAAAAAGCUAUUUAAGCUGGUUGUAAUGAUUUGAACUUAAGCAGCGCAUCUCAUGGGAUUUUACAAAAUGGAGCUUAUGAUUUAGUAGAUUAUAUGAUGAGAGAAUGGAAUAGAAAAACUUUAAUUUAAUUGCGUGAAACAGACUUAGAAGCUAUGAAAGUUAGAGACAGAAUUUAUUUAGGUAUUAAAUUUAGAUUAAUGUAGUAAAUUCCUUACAUAAAUACAUGGAAUGAAGCUAUGGCUCUUGGUGUUUUACCAAAAAAUGUUUCUACUACAACAAGUAAUUUAUGGAAAAUAGCAGAUGAUAUUUGGUUUUUAUCAGGAGAUAGAUCUUAUGAUUACAAUUAUUAUACUAAAAGAACUCUUUUAUUGGGUGUUUAUGCCUCUACAGAAUUAUUCAUGCUUACUGACAAAUCUAAAGAUUUUUCAGAGACAUGGAAAUUCUUGGAUAGAAGAAUAGAUGAAGUUCUUACAGCAGGAUAGAGCAUUCAUAAUAUAAAAAAUUUGGUGUUUGCUGCUGGAAAGGGUUUGCUUGAUAUGUCAACUAUGCUUAAAGGAUUUCCAGAAAAAGUAGAAAAUGAUAUUACAGAAAUUAAAAGAUAGUUUAGUGAAAAUAAUUAAAAUAAUAACUAAAAAUGA
Molecule: messenger RNA, 762 nt
Organism: Tetrahymena thermophila SB210
Lineage: Eukaryota; Ciliophora; Oligohymenophorea; Hymenostomatida; Tetrahymenidae
Product: rpsU-divergently transcribed protein
Exons: 1
Biological process (GO): ubiquinone biosynthetic process
Cellular component (GO): mitochondrial inner membrane
Molecular function (GO): lipid binding
Source: RefSeq, a predicted model, not a curated record